CCAGUGGCAGUGCGGCACUUGGAAAGUACUAGAAAACCAUCGAGCUGCUUGAUGUCGGACGUAAACACACUCAAAGACCAGGGAAACAAGGCUUUUGCUGCGAAGAAGUACGACGAGGCUAUUGACCUCUUUACCAAAGCAAUCGCCCUCGAUCCAAAGAACCAUGUUCUCUACUCCAAUCGAAGUGCUGCAAAAGCAGGGAAGAAGCAGUGGACGGAGGCUUUGGAUGACGCGGAAGAAGUAAGUGUUCAACCAACGUCAUCACUAGCAUUUAACACUUCUUGGCCAGUGCAUCCGAGUCAAUCCUUCCUGGAGUAAAGGUUAUUCCCGUAAGGGGGCUGCCUUGCAUGGCCUUAGACGGUGGGACGAUGCCAUAGCUGCAUAUGACGAGGGUAUUAAGCUUGAAGGGGAUUCGCCAUCACCGGCCCUGACGAAAGGUUUGAAGGAGGUUGUAGACG
Molecule: messenger RNA, 458 nt
Organism: Cantharellus anzutake
Lineage: Eukaryota; Fungi; Basidiomycota; Agaricomycetes; Cantharellales; Hydnaceae
Exons: 2
Coding region: 52-318 (88 amino acids)
Molecular function (GO): Hsp90 protein binding
Source: RefSeq, a predicted model, not a curated record